Ictalurus furcatus (blue catfish) is the source of this 3752-nucleotide messenger RNA. It is a transcript of the gene abcd2, whose product is annotated as ATP-binding cassette sub-family D member 2. Lineage: Eukaryota; Metazoa; Chordata; Actinopteri; Siluriformes; Ictaluridae. The transcript is spliced from 10 exons. The record is from RefSeq and is a predicted model, not a curated record. Gene Ontology annotation, biological process: fatty acid beta-oxidation; long-chain fatty acid import into peroxisome; peroxisome organization. Bases 117 to 2357 code for a protein of 746 amino acids. Gene Ontology annotation, cellular component: peroxisomal membrane. Gene Ontology annotation, molecular function: long-chain fatty acid transmembrane transporter activity; ABC-type transporter activity; ATP hydrolysis activity.
AAAGAAGCAAAAAACGGUGCUGCAGCAAACCGGCUCAUCGAGAGGAGUGAAUAAGGAUUUGCAUAGCCCGAUGGAUGCGGAUUAGAGAGCUCCGGCGGUGAAUAUAGCGGGUAAAAAUGAGCAGCAUAUUGCAUGCAGCGUCUGAGGUGAAAUGGAAUAAGAGCGCAGCGGCCAGACGAGCCGUGAUCCUCGCAGCGGCUGCAUACGGCUUAAAAACCCUUUACCCUGUCAUCUACAAACGGCUCGGUAAACGCACAGAGCCCAAAAGCACCGCUAACGGACAACGAGAGCAGAAUGGACUGGUGCCGACGCAUAGAUCUGCAUUAGAAACCGUUUCCGGUCCUGAUGAGAAUCCCAGGUCGCCCGGCGUGGACGCGCGGUUCUUUAGACAGAUCCUCGAUCUGAUCAGAAUCAUUUUUCCGAAGCUCGCGACCCGAGAACUAGCCUUGCUCUGCUUACACUCGGCGGCUCUGGUCUCGCGGACAUUCCUGUCCAUCUACGUGGCCGGCUUGGAUGGCAAGAUCGUCAAGAGCAUCGUGGAGAAGCGGCCGCGCAGCUUCAUCGCCAAGCUGAUGAAGUGGCUGCUCGUGGCCGUGCCUGCCACAUUCGUAAACAGCGCGAUCCGCUACCUAGAGGGGAAGCUCGCGCUGGCCUUGCGCACGCGCCUCGUGCAGCGCGCCUACGCGACCUACUUCGCCGGCCAGACGUACUACCGUGUGGCGAACAUGGAUGCGAGGCUGGCCAAUCCCGAUCACUCGCUUACGGAGGACGUAGCGAUGUUUGCUCAGUCUGUCGCGCGCCUCUACUCCAACCUCACCAAGCCAGUGCUAGACGUUAUCCUCACCUCAUACACGCUCAUCCAGACCGCGAGGUCGCGCGGCGCCGGGGCCACGGGGCCCACGCUGCUAGCCGGCCUGGUGGUGUUCAUCACCGCUAAAGUGCUGCGCUGGUGUUCCCCGACGUUCGGCCAACUGGUGGCUGAGGAGGCGCGCAGGAAAGGGCAUCUGCGCCACGCCCACUCGAGGAUCAUCGCCCAAGCGGAGGAGAUUGCCUUCUACGGAGGGCACAAGGUAGAGAUGCUCCAACUGCAGAAGUGCUACAAGGCUCUGGCUGAGCAGAUGAAUCUGAUCCUGUCCAAGCGCCUGUGGUACAUCAUGAUCGAGCAGUUCCUCAUGAAGUACGUUUGGAGUGCAUGUGGCCUUGUUAUGGUGGCAGUGCCCAUCAUCACUGCCACCGGCUUUGCUGACAACGAACUUGCAGAUGGCCAAACACAGGUGUUAGUGAGUGAGAGGACAGAAGCCUUCACGACUGCACGUAAUCUUCUAGCCUCAGGGGCAGACGCCAUUGAGAGGAUAAUGUCCUCCUACAAAGAGGUCACUGAGCUGGCCGGAUACACAGCCCGUGUCCACAACAUGUUCCUGGUUUUUGAGGAGGUGCAGAGGGGAGUGUAUAAGCGUGCGUUGGUCUCCGUGACAGCAGCAGCUGGAGAGAACGGUGGCAGGAGGCCUGAACUGCACAUUGAUGGUCCAUUAGAGAUCAAAGGAAAAGUGAUUGAUGUGGACAAGGGUAUAGUUUGUGAGAAUGUUCCCAUCAUCACUCCAAAUGCGGAUGUGGUUGUUUCCAGCCUGAACUUUAAGGUGGAGGAGGGUAUGCACCUGCUGAUCACAGGACCUAACGGCUGUGGUAAAAGCUCUCUCUUCCGCAUCCUUAGCGGUCUCUGGCCUGUGUACAGUGGCAUGUUGUACAAACCUGCUCCACAGCACAUGUUCUACAUCCCACAGAGGCCUUACAUGUCUAUUGGGACACUACGAGAUCAAGUGACGUACCCCGACUCUGUGGAGGACAUGCAUGAGAAGGGCUAUAGAGACAAAGACCUGGAAGACAUUCUGGAUAUUGUCAACCUCAAACACAUCGUCACCCGAGAAGGAGGUUGGGAAGCAGAGGUGGACUGGAAAGAUGUGCUGUCAGGAGGAGAGAAGCAGCGGAUGGGCAUGGCUCGCAUGUUCUAUCACAAGCCCAAGUACGCCCUGUUGGAUGAAUGCACAAGUGCUGUCAGUAUUGAUGUGGAGGGUAAAAUAUUCCAGGCUGCAAAGGAUGCUGGGAUCUCCUUGCUGUCUAUUACCCAUAGGCCUUCUCUAUGGAAGUACCACACACACCUGCUGCAGUUUGAUGGCGAGGGAGGUUGGCGGUUCGAGCAGUUGGAUACAGCUACUCGGCUUUCUCUCACUGAGGAGAAGCAGCGUCUGGAGGCUCAGCUCGCCGGCAUUCCCAAGAUGCAGCAGAGACUGAAUGAACUGUGUAAGAUCCUGGGUGAGGACUCGGUGCUGAAGACAACUGAGUCCAGUGAGGGGGAAUGAGAGACAGAGAGCUCGGGUUACAGCACAUGCAAGCUGCACGCCAGACAACAGCAACUUUGCCCACCAAGUCCCGAUUGGUGAGCGCUUUGAGGCUGCAGCUCAACUUUAUCCAUUACAGUGUGAGUUAGGUUCUCGCCACUCACUAUCCUACAAUCCCAAUCGCAAUCCCUUGUACAUUUACUAACUACUCCACACUGAAAAUGUACAGGAGGGAAGUUUCAGUGUGCACGCAUCCUUACACCAUCCUCAAAACUAGCUGCAGUUCCUGCAGUGUUAAACAGUGAUUUUCAAAGUUUGUCUCUUUCUAAAAAAAAAAAGCCUUUUUAUGUCUUCUUUUCCCUUAUGCAGAUUUCAUCUGUAUAUUGGCUAUGUUUUAUCUCAGAGUCCAGAGAUAAUUUUAGCUAAGCUGUUUGUAAUUAUCGCAGUAUAAUUUGCUGCUUCAGAAAAUGGGAUUGAUUGUAACAUUUUAGUGACUUUUGUGUUUUUAUUGAUGUACAUGUGGCAAUGACAGCUAUCUCUGCUUCUUUUAGGAAAUAUCUGUACCUGCUAUGAUGCUGCUUAUUGUUUUGUUUCUUUCUAGUGACAUUAGAAAUUAUGUGAUUUGGGCUUAUGUUACACAAAUACUUUACCGUUAACAGCUGAUUUCUCGCCCUAAAUUCCGAAGUCUAGUUUGAUAUUUGUUUAGUGACAGCUAAUUCAGUGAAUAAUUGGUGCUAUAAUUUAUAAACUGCUUGUGUCAGUGAUUGGUUCUAUUAGUAAGCGUCUGUUUUCAGUUUCAGCGUUAGACUUUAAGCUUUUCUGGGUUCUGGUUUGACAAAAGAGACCUAGUUUCUCAAAAUCAACAAAUAUUUAUUCAUUCAUCUUGAGUAAGCACUUUAUCCUAUCCUAUCGGGAACACUGGGCAUGAAGCGAGAAUAUACCAUGGGCUGCCAGUCCAUUACAAGGCACCAUGCACAUACGCAUUCAUAUCUAGAGGGAAAUUUAUCAUAGCCAAUCCACCUACCAGCAUGUUUUUAAGGGGUGGGAGGAAACUGGAGAACCCAGAGGAACUUGGUUCAGUCCUGAGUAAGCCUAGCUCAGGCUCAAACCAGGGACCCUUGACCUGUGAGGCAGCAACACUACUCACUGCUCCACUGUGCCGCACAAUCCCCAAAUACUUAUCAUUAUAUGUAAUACAUACAUUAUCUACAAGCCUGUUAUGAUAAUAUAAUUGUGUUCUGAACUCCAGCAUGGCAGGGAUGGAGAACUGUUUUGCCAAGUUCAUGGCCAGCACUGGCACGGACACUCUGAGAAAUAAAUAAAUACAAUUCACACAGAUAAAAAUGGUCCAGAAGCACUAUGGCAAUAACACAGAGAACCAAAUAGUUCUUUUACUUUAAUGUUUUCCUGACAACA